This is a messenger RNA of Columba livia (rock pigeon), 5564 nucleotides long. RefSeq names its product TBC1 domain family member 13 (gene TBC1D13). Gene Ontology annotation, biological process: activation of GTPase activity; intracellular protein transport. Bases 75 to 1274 code for a protein of 399 amino acids. The transcript has 12 exons. Lineage: Eukaryota; Metazoa; Chordata; Aves; Columbiformes; Columbidae. Gene Ontology annotation, molecular function: GTPase activator activity. The record is from RefSeq and is a predicted model, not a curated record.
CCGCGGCCCCGCCCACCCCCCCGGGCAGGGUUUCCAGCCGGAGCGUUUCUGCGGCGCGCGGGGCAGGGGCCGCCAUGUCGCGACUGCACCAGAGCCGGAUCGCGGACUUCCAGGAGGUGCUCGGCGAACCCACGGUGGCUCUGGCCAAGCUCCGUGAGCUCUGCUUCAGCGGAAUCCCCUUCGACGGAGGUUUGCGCUGCCUGUGCUGGAAGAUACUUCUGAACUACCUCCCGUUAGAGAAGGCCUUAUGGAGCUCUUUGCUGAAGAAACAGAGGGAUCUGUAUUCCCAGUUCCUAAAGGAAAUGAUUAUCCAGCCUGGGAUCGCCAAAGCCAACCUGGGUGUUUCAAGGGAAGAUGUGACAUUAGAAGAUCACCCUCUCAAUCCAAACCCAGACAGUCGAUGGAACACUUACUUCAAGGAUAAUGAAGUGCUUCUCCAGAUAGACAAAGAUGUCAGGAGGCUGUACCCCGACAUGGCAUUCUUCCAGCGCCCAACGGACUACCCUUGCCUUUUAAUCCUGGACCCCCAAAAUGAGUUUGAGACGCUGCGCAAGCGGGUGGAACAAACCACACUCAAGUCGCAGACAGUGGCGCGGAACCGCAGCGGGGUUACCAAUGUGAGCUCCCCUCUUAAAAGCACACCUCAUUCUCUGAGUGAGUAUGAAGUUCUGCCCAACGGCUGCGAAGCUCACUGGGAAGUGGUGGAGCGAAUCCUGUUCAUCUAUGCCAAGCUGAACCCUGGGAUAGCGUACGUUCAGGGCAUGAAUGAAAUCGUGGGGCCUCUUUACUACACCUUUGCUACAGAUCCUAACAGUGAGUGGAAAGAACAUGCUGAAGCUGACACGUUUUUCUGCUUUACCAAUCUGAUGGCUGAAAUUCGGGACAACUUCAUUAAGAGCCUGGAUGAUUCUCAGUGUGGUAUUACCUACAAAAUGGAGAAGGUGUAUUCCACCCUGAAGGAGAAAGAUGUGGAGCUGUAUUUGAAACUGCAAGAACAGAACAUCAAGCCCCAGUUCUUUGCCUUUCGCUGGCUGACACUGCUCUUGUCCCAAGAGUUCCUGCUGCCAGACGUCAUCCGGAUCUGGGACUCCCUCUUUGCUGAUGACAAGCGCUUUGAUUUUCUUCUGCUCGUCUGUUGUGCCAUGUUGACACUAAUCCGGGAUCAGUUGCUGGAAGGAGACUUCACUCUGAACAUGAGGCUGCUACAGGAUUAUCCCAUCUCUGAUGUUCACCUGAUUUUGAAGAAGGCAAAGGAACUUCAAGAUUCGAAAUAGUCCACGAGCCCAACAAAAGGUGUCAGAGAAACUGUGUGGCAGCAGAUCCCGGGAGAUGCCCCUGUACAGUGUGGUGCAUUGAAGCUCCUCAUGGUCUCUGCAGGACAUCAGGUUUUGUGUUUGGGCUACGGGCCACCUUGAAGAUUUCCUUCUACUCUGUUUAUUAGGUCAAGGACUGAUUACUUCCCCAUCUACUUGGGACCUGCACUCCAGAUUUUUUUCAAAUCUCAAAUGCCUCUGUGCUGCCAAAAGCAGUUCUUUGUAUCUUACUUUUAAUGACUUCAAAAUUGGGGAGAAGGAAACCAUCUGUCUGCAUUUCCCCCGAGAGAUGGACUCCUGUAUCAUGGAAGUAACACAUGGAGUAACUUCUGAUGGGUGAGGGACAGGCUGAGUCCAGUGGAUUUUAGUGUGUGAGUAUAGAAGGAUCUUCCUCCUGCGAACAGAAUGUGUUCCGAUGAAGUCACACAUCCUGCUGUUCAAGUAGCUUCUGGAUUCUUCUCCCUCGUGUCCACACUUGGCCAUCCCUGGGAUGUGCAAAAAUUAAGAUUGCAUCGGCUUCUGGUGAUUGUCAUCUGACAGCUGCGGUUUGGACCCAUUGCCUCAGAAGGAGACCUGGAGAAGCUGAGGUGGGAGGACACGAUGACAGCUGGUGGCUUCAUGCAUUGAAACUGCCUGAAUCCAGAAUCGCCUUAUCAACAAGGUCACCUUGAAAGCAAGACUGUGGUGGUUUUAAUCAAUGGGUGAAGUAUUGUUUGAAGUCAAGCCUUAUAUACGCACAGCCUUAGAGCAGGAGCUUGUUGCUGCACAGAAGCCUCAAGCUGCUUUCCUGGCUCUGAACUGGAGCAUAUCCAGCUACAAUCAGGAUUCUGAAAUACAAGAAAUGGACAUCUAGCUGCAUGCAAUGAAGACAGCCGUAUUUAGGGGCUUAUACAGGCACGGCACUGGGGUUUUCUGCCUCAGUGGCUUGCAUAAUACUGCCCUGCGCAAGCUCUGGUCACAGUGACCUUGAUAUUGUCUCAUGGUACUUCUUGCCGGGAAGAGACAUGGUACAGGUCUGACCUACCAGAGACCUUUUCUGGUGCAAUCCAGUGGUCACACAAGCAUUUCUGUCACUAGCUGACUGCGGGGGCUGAUCCGCUUCUCUGCCUACUGGUCUUGUUGGAGUCACCGUCCUGCGUUGGACACUUGUCCCUCCUGAGAGGGAAACUGCUGCAUUUCAAAUCCAGUGGAGGGGGCUCAGGUGAACAUCAACCAAGACACUAUGGAGAGAACUGCUCACUUGCUGGCAGCGUCAAGCUGAGCAGAAACCGUAAUCCUCUGAGGGAGAAACUGCCGGCACCCGGGUGCUUGGGUGCUGCGGAAGCUCUUGAGCGAACACUAAUCCAGCGUGCUUUUCCCUUUUGUGCUGUGCUGCCUCACCUCUGCAUAGCUGUUGGACACUACAGUUUUGGUAUUUAUGGGUAUUGAUUUGUUAAAGGUCAGUCGUCUUUGUAAGAGCUGCUUAAGCUGCUGAUGGCCUAGAAUUGCCCUAGCAGGGGGGAUGUUGUUGGCAUUCAGCCUUUUUACUAGUGUUAUUUCCUUUGCUGAAGGCCAGUUCUUCACAGGCUACUGUAACUCUCACAGGGGGGAGUGGGGAGAUGGGAGGACGGGUUGAUGCAAGCACCUCUGUUCCUAUUGGCAAUCCCGAGCAACCUCUGCCUCUUCAGAAGAUGCUCAAGUGACACUAGUGCAGCCAGGUGUUGCUGCUGUGGUGGAGCAAGAGCAACUGAGAACUUAAACCAAUCUAUGAUUAAUACCUGUGGCUAACAGUGUCCCUCUCUGCUGCAGCCCUUUCUAGAGGGUAGAGGUUUCCUCCAAGAAAUAUGGAACUGGUAGACUGAGGCAGCUGUGUGAUGAAGCAUCCUGUGGAUGGAUUUUCUUCCUGCCUUCUGGUGCUGAGCUAUUCCAGGUGGUCUCAUGGUCUCAGCGUUUGAGUACCCUGGACUAGCGAGGCCAGUUAAACCUUGUGUGGCCAAAGAGCUGCUUGGUAGGCACAAGUGUAGAACUGGUGGGUCAGACUCUUAGGCACAAUUGGAUCUCUUCCAAACACUUCUGCUCUAAAUACUGCUGUAGCUCUCUCACAUUCCAUGGACGAGCUCUGCUUGCUCUUCCCACCCUGAAUACCUGAGCUGUCCAUUUUGAGUCCUUGUCACAAGUGCAGGGUUCACUUAUGCUGUAUUUGCUCACUGGUAGCAGGAGCAUCCAGGAGAGUUCCUGGUCUGAAUAGCCAGAAGUCUCCCUAAAAUAACCUGAGAAGGCAGCAAGCAAAUCGGGGUUGGAGCAUUGCCUGUGAUUGAUCUUCUUGUUCUCAAAGCAUUGUUUGGGCCCUGAAAUCGACCUUCUGCAGUGACAUUGCGCAGCUUGGGGUCAGGUUUUGGUCUGUAGGAACAAAAACACCUGAGGAAGAUACAGGGCAGGCGGCUGCUCUGGCAGCACAGGCGGGUGUGUGGGUGUCACGCUGUCUUCUCCCUUCUGAGGUGCUGAAAGGUUUACAUUAUGCUGUCUUACUUCUCUUUAUGGGGUGAGGUAAAUGCUUUACAAAAGGGUUUGCAGUGGUUAAUGGGAUGUGAUGAGAGCUUUGGCUGAUGGAAGGUUCUCCGUGGUAAAUUCUGUAGCCUUAUCCAGACUACAGCUGCUAAACUGAUUGAGUUCUUUGGGGAGAACUUGCAGCAAGUUUGGUACACCCAGACAGGCUGGUUCCUACAUGAAACACUGUUUUAUGUCCUUCCUUAUCCCCUCCCGUGUGGUAGGACUUCUGCUGUUGGAAAAGGCUGUUGAAAGUUGUACUUUUCAAUGAGUUGAGCCAUCCACUUCUUUAUUCCAAAGCUUUCUUUAAGAGCAAACCCACAUUUUCUGAGGGGAGAAAAGAAAGUCUUAACUUGUAACCAACUCUUGAAUCUCCUCUUGAGUUUCCUUGGCUUCAUUCCUCAAAGGCUUUUGGUGAUGUUGUUGUUUAGGUCAGACAGUAUUUAACUAGUAGUUCCUUGUGUGUGUGGCUAAGUAACAACUGCUCCACCCUUGAUGUUUCCACCUCUGAUUUCUUCAAUCCCAAUGUGCUGCAGGAGCAGCGAGGUUGGCUGGAGCGGCACUUCUGUGGGCUGGGGGUGUUAGUCUGGAGUGACUUGGGGACUCCUUGGUUCAUAGGGGCCUGAACAGAGGAUGGUUAAAUCGCCCUUACAACACAUUCCUCACAGACAGGACUACUGCCAGGCAGGGGAAAGGGGACCUGUGAUCAACUGGGAGGAAAACCAGGACACUGUGCUGGGUGUGGGGAGAGAUGAGCCUUCCCUGGUGGGGAGAGGUCUGUUCUACCUGCCCCUCACUCUGAUUCAGGCUUUGGGAAACUUUGUGGCUUUGCCAGUGAGAUAGGAGUAACAGGAUCCUAGAGAUCCAGUCGUUGCUGGUGGUCGCUCAGAACACUGAUUUUGAGUUUGAAUUUUGUGACCUAGAGUUAUUUAUGCUUUGGCAGUGAGAAGUUGCUUUGGAGGAGCCGGGGUGUUUGGGAAAGCAGAGGCUGUUUUCCCUCAGUGAGUAUCGGUGACUUCAUCCAUUCGGAGCACUUUUCCAAAAUGCCCUUUGCCCGACAGAGAGGAACAAAUAACACUUUCUUUUUUUUUUUACCUUGACUGGAAAAAAUUGCCAGAACCGGGUGUAGAGAACACUUUAUCACUCUAAAACUCCUUUUAUGCCUCUUUUUAAACACUAUUUUUAUAAUGCUUCCUUUAACUAAAUUGGGUGGCUUUGUGCAAACAUCUGUUGCUGUGACUCGGUGCAUUGAGCUUGGAGUUAUUGCUGCUAUGGUUGAUGACUACAGGAUUUCCAAGUGCCGGCUGGGACAGUGGCUGGGGGAGCCCAGCACCAGCAGCGGGCCGGGGCUUUGUGUACAUUAAAUCAUCUGGCCUGUAGAUUAAAUCGCCAGGGCUGUAUAUUAAAUCAUCAGGGCUCCCUCCAUCAGCAUCUUUCCAGCAUGUUGGUUUUGCUUUGCCUCCCCCAAACCAUUGCUUUGCCUUCCCACCUCGGAGCGGUGGCUUUUCUAGAGGGCGACACUGCAGGGUGACGCUGCGGCUGUGCUCGGGGUGGGACAGCGGCACCGGCGGGGCUGUGGCCGGGCCGGGAUGUCGCCGUCGCGUCCGGCCGGGGGGAGCCGUGGGCCCUCUCUUCGCCUCUCUGACUGCUCGUUAUUUUUGUACUUUCUCCGGGACUCGUUUCACGCUGUUCUCUAAUAUCUCCCAAUAAACUGGGUUCUUUGCA